Blepharisma stoltei is the source of this 3948-nucleotide messenger RNA. The record is from the annotation of a GenBank genome assembly. Lineage: Eukaryota; Ciliophora; Heterotrichea; Heterotrichida; Blepharismidae.
AUGGCUUGGUGGAAAAAAGGAGCCUCAGCUACACCUGAGGAAAGCAAGCCUAAGAAAAAGGAAGAAAAAGAAGAAGUAAAGACAUCAGAAAAAGAGGAGUCCAAGUCAAGACUAUCAAGAACAACCUCAAAAGAAGCUGCUAAACCAGCAGCUAAGGAAGAAACCAAAGCUAACACCAUCGUAGUAAAAGAAGAAAAGAAGGAAACUCCUCCUCCUGCUCUACCCCCAACCACCCAAAAAGUCGAAUUUCGCGCUAAGGAAGAACUGGCAAAAGUUGGAACUGGUCUUUACAAAGGACUAAUAAUUGGAACUUCAAACAAAGGGGCAAUAGAUCGUAUCCGAUCUAACUUCGAAGCUCAGCAAGUCCCUUACACCGAUUCUCAAUUUCCUCCUCAAGCAUCUAACUUAAUAAAAGACUUCUCUGUUUUGCCAUAUAGCGAUCAAAGGCUAUGGAAAACUUACCAAUGGAAACGUGCAUCAGAGAUAUACAGCCAGCCAAUCAAAGUCUUUAAUAACAUUGAUCCAAAUGAUAUAAAGCAAGGAGCUUUAGGAGACUGUUAUUUCUUGUCAACUCUGUCUGCAAUUGCAGAGUUUCCAAAUAGAAUCCAAAAGCUGUUUGACACUCAGGAGUAUCAGCCAUCUGGAUGUUAUACAGUCAAUAUUUGCGAUCAGGGAAUUUGGAAUGACUUCGUAGUUGAUGAUUAUUUUCCUUAUGAUCCUAAAGCAAAAAAGUGUGCUUUUUCAGGGCCAAAUAUUCAGAGUGGGGUGAGUGAAUUAUGGGUGCUUUUACUUGAAAAGGCAUGGGCUAAAAGAUUUGGCUCUUAUUAUGCAAUUGAUGGAGGUUUUGCUCAAGAUGCGCUUACUCCCCCCUCAGUGAGUGAACAAAACCAUUAGAAAAAUCGCUAUUUUUUACCUAAAAACCCACCCACCCCACCGUGAGUGAACAAAAAUUUUUUCUAUUAAAAAAAUGUUUAUGAAAAAAAGUAUUGAUAUAUAAGUGAUAAUUAUUAUAAUGAAAUCUCGAGAUACUUCUGUUUAAUUUUAAACAAAUUGCGUUUUAAAAACAUAAAUUUUAUAAAUUAAAUUAAUAUUUGCUUCCCAAUUUUUGCAAAUUGGAUUUUUUAAAAAUUUCGAAAUUAAUUUUUUCUAUAAAAUUAUAUAUAAAAAUUUUUUAAAAUAAAAAAUUAACCCCCUCCGUGAGUGAACAAAAUUUUUUUUGUUCACUCACGGGGGGGGAGUUAGAGACUUAACUGGAGGACCAUGCGAGGUAAUCCCAAUUGAAGAUGAUAAUAUAUGGCAAAAAGUUUUAACUGCAGAUCAGAGGGAUUUUAUAAUCACAGCUUCCAGUUCAGGCGAAGAAGGGAAUGGAGAUGCAGUGAACGAACUAGGCUUAGUCACUCUUCAUGCUUACUCAGUCAUCGCUGCAAGAGAAAUCACAUCAAGAAGAGGCCCAGAAAAAUUGUUGCAAAUUAGAAAUCCAUGGGGUGAGCAAGAAUGGCAAGGGGACUGGUCUGAUAGCUCAGAUCUUUGGACUCCUCAGCUUAAACAAGAGCUAGGUUGGAGUAACGUUAAUGAUGGCACUUUCUGGAUGGCAUUUGAUGAUUUUGCUGAAUAUUUCUCAAAUGUGACUAUUUGCAGAGUCCAUGAUGAUUAUUACUACGAAGCUCUUCACUACACCCAAUCCAAAGAUGCUUUUGCAGUUUUCAAAGUAACCUUAGCCAACCCAGGAGAAACUUAUUUCAUUUCCACUCAAGUAGACGAUAGAGUUUUUGGUGAAGAAAGUGGAUAUCAGUAUUCCCCCACAAGAAUCAUUGCAGCAAAACUCAAUGAUAACUACGCCAGAGAGCAAGGAAACAGGCUAACUUAUAUUAACUCUAUUGGAAACUUUGAAGAUAGAGACGUUUGGGUCCUUUCUGAGCUUGAAGCUGGAACCUAUUUGGUUUACGUUGAAGUUAAUUGGUUAGAAAACUUCACUAAUCAGCUUGGUUUUUCAGUUUACUCACUCCUAAUAGCUAUUAAGUUCAAACAUUGAAAAAUUUUAUUUUCUAGAAAAAUUAAUAUCCUUCAUGAUUAGUAAAAAGUUUUAUAAUAUAAAAUACUUUUAAUAAUGAAGUCUCAAGCUAGUUCUAAUAGAAAUUUGUUUAAUUUAUAACGAUGACCCCCCCCCUCAAUCUUCAUGUCUACUGCAACAAAAAUUUUCGAAAAAAUUUUCAUGCCUACUGCAACACAACAUUUUUAUAAAAAGAAUUAAUGCAUUUUUCUCUAGGUGAGUUUCUCAAAAACCCCAUAAAACAGCGCUGCUGUAGGCGUGUCAAUGACCUUCUCAUCGAGAUUUGGACGGCUAUUGUCAUUGCUCGCCAUUUUAUUAAACUUAUCUAGCUAAAAAGUACAGAAAAAUUUAAGAUGCGCAUCUAAAAUUUGCUGCAAGAGGAUUAGGAUUAUUACAGACAGGCGCUAGCCAUAUUGGUGGCACAGUCACCAAAGACCUCCCGUGUGGAAGGUUCUACCGCUUUUCGAUUCCAGCCAAGAGGGUCUAUUCCUCUUACGAGUGCCCUUCCCGGUACCUUCUGUCUUCUCCUUGCCUUGCGGCUUCAGUCUUGAGUGGGCGGCUUAUGGAUUUCUGCGUCUCUGCUACGGGCAAUUGGAGUAGCUUGAUUCCAAGGAUCAGCUCCUUAGAGUCUUUCGGGUGUCAAAGUACCUUCCUACUACAGCUACACGAAAAAGACUGUUCCCCUGUGGCCUGGGCAAAAACCCCAGUUUCUCGGUAGAGGAAUGCCCAUGGGUCCUCGGAUCAAAAGGACGUUGUUGAGCGCAACUAUUUCCAACCACAGGAAAGCAGCCAAAACCUGCCCGGAUAUACACUUCUUGAGCCUGCGUCUGAUUCUCGGCUCGGGGUCCGUCCCAGUUCGCAUUAGCCAUAAGGUCUGGAAUGCUGCGCCAAGAGGGCAGGCUGACACAUGUCGCCAUUUUAAUAUAUAUAAUUUGUUGCAAGAGACAUGAAAAUUAUUAUUUUUUUUAUAUAAAAAAUUUUAUUAAAAAAAAAUUGCAUUUUUGUUGCAAUAGACAUGAAGAUUGAGGGGGGGGGGUCAUCGUUAAUAUAUUUGGAUAAAAACUUAACUUUUGUCUAAAGCAAAACGUCUUGCUCGCUUCUAAGGUGGAAAUCAGCAUCUCCUCUUACUGUAGAAGACGUUACUUUCAAAGAAAGAAAUUUCAUACAAGAAGUGUAUAACUUCGAUUUCGCCAAAGCUGUAGGAAAGCCAAUGGCGCUUGGACCUGACAUUUACAGUUAUACUGUCCUCAAUUAUGGAACUGGGAAGGACGGAAAAGUAAAAGAAGGAUUCCUUGUCGAUGCAAACAGAAAUAAAUGGUGAAUGGAUGGAAUAUGACUCUUAAAUGCUACCUAUGGAGCAGAUAGGACCCAGAUGAAGCUGAAAAUAUUGCCUCUAUCCUUUUAAAGUAGACUUUAGAUUCUGAGUAAGUGGUCGAAGAGUAAAGUUUUCUUUCUCCUCCUGUUCCUGCCAGACGGGCUAGACAGGUUUUGUCUACCACAUGGCCUUUGCUUAUCGGGGCCAUUGAAGCACAUUCCAGAUUGUGGUAUGCUUUCUGAAGCUUAUCCCUUCGACAGAUGGUUGCCAAAAGGGUAAGUAGGGAGGCUAAUGUUUGGGAACCGAAGCAAGCCAAAGGCUAGUGGCUAGUCCGCUUAUGGCCAGAUUAAUUAAACUUGUCGAUGCAAUUGAAAAUAGCUCAAAAGAUUUGGUACUUGAUCUCGAAGUAAUUCAUAAGACCUUAGUGAAUGUUGAACUCACCGGACCAUACGCUGGAUCUGAUACCUAUAAGGUGGUCUUGAGGCCUGGCGAAAAAGCCGUGGUAGUGAAGAAGCAAAUUGACAUCGCUGAAGAAAAGACCAGCGCGAUGCAAAUUAAGAAAAAGAAAUUAAUUCCUCUUUAA